Molecule: messenger RNA, 981 nt
Organism: Alternaria postmessia
Lineage: Eukaryota; Fungi; Ascomycota; Dothideomycetes; Pleosporales; Pleosporaceae
Exons: 5
Coding region: 1-981 (326 amino acids)
Source: RefSeq, a predicted model, not a curated record
AUGUCUUCCUCCUCUAUGGGCAACGCGGCUGAUCAGCAUCUGGAGCAGUCUCGAAGUGAGAUUGCUGCGCGCGACAAGAUCUCCGAGCUCAACGCUGCAAACUCCCCACUCCUUCGUCUCCCGCCUGAGAUUAGGAACAUGAUCUACGACAGCGUCUUCCGCGAUCAAGUCCUCGCACUCAAAGGUACAGGGUUUGCUCUUGUGGAAGGGGAAUCGUGGGCGCAGGUCUCAAGCCUGCAGAACAUGGAGUAUGUUGUUAAGUUUGACGGGUUCAAUAACAUCUUUGAACACGAGUAUCAGUAUGAGAAGAAGAGUGGAACCGGUCUGUACUGGUUCGCUCAUCUGGACGACAUGGUCGCUCGCAAGCAGGCUGCGCCACCCUUGAGUAGCAGUUCUUCCGCUGAGGAAAAGGAGACGUGUCAGAUCGUGACCCCGCGGUUCAAUACUCAGAAGCUGCUUUUACAUGAACGUGCUCGUCUGAACAAGAUCACCGAAAUCAAUGCCGUUCAGUCACCACUUUUACGUCUUCCAGCAGAGAUCAAAACCAUGAUAUAUACCUAUGUUUUCGACGAGGUCGUUCAAAUCAACAAGUACCCAUGGUUUCUCAACUACCAUGUCAGCUUAAGGCCGCGUCAGUUCAGCGAUUAUGAUCGCUAUCCCUCUUCCACCUACUGCGAACACAACUUUCUAAGCCUGCUCCAUGUCUCUCGCCAGAUUCACCAGGAGACCGCUUUACUCCCGUACAAGCUUGCAACAUUCAAUUUCGAUACUUUGCCCACAGAAGAGCUCGAGGAUGAUGAAGACAAUAUGUUUUCGGCUAUAAGAGUGUUCCUAGAGAAAAGAACAAGGAAACAGGUCGAAGCUCUUGCCAAGUUGGAGAUUUAUAUUCUCAAUGAUCAUGUUCCGAACAUUGGAGAGUUGGAGUCAGGGACCGGUAUGUACUGGGUUACAGAGUUGAAUUGCGAGAUUUCUCCUGCCUAG